This is a messenger RNA of Patiria miniata (bat star), 4141 nucleotides long. Its product is annotated as aurora kinase. NCBI's taxonomy places the organism in Eukaryota, Metazoa, Echinodermata, Asteroidea, Valvatida, Asterinidae. The transcript has 10 exons. The coding region runs from base 169 to 1419 and encodes 416 amino acids. Gene Ontology annotation, molecular function: protein kinase activity; ATP binding. The record is from RefSeq and is a predicted model, not a curated record. Gene Ontology annotation, biological process: mitotic spindle organization; regulation of cytokinesis; protein phosphorylation. Gene Ontology annotation, cellular component: spindle pole centrosome; spindle microtubule; spindle midzone.
UGGUUUCGAAUUUAAAAGUACACAGCGCACACAGGGAAACUUCUGAACAGCGAAGCGAGUCUAAGUUGAGCUCCGUAUUUCAUCGAGAAAUUGCUUAAUUUUUCUUUUAGUUGUUCCAGUUCAUCCUGCAGAAUUUUACGUUGGUAUCAAAACAGGACCUGAACUACCAUGGCCUACAAGCCAGAAUCUAAGUUCAUGACGCCCACCGGUCCAUCACACCACAGCAUGGCUCCGAAGCGAGUACUGCCAGCGGCAUCACAGAGCAACAUGUAUGGCAACAUACGUAGUGCAUCCACUACGUCUACCACAGCCUCUACAUCGUCACAGGCAUUGAGAUUAUUGCAGAAUGCAAAGACAAACAAGAAUGCCGAUAACAGAAUAGCCCAUGCAGAAAGACAGGGUCCGCCCUCUGCCCAUCCUGCGGCAAUGCAGAAGCCGGCUGCGCGAGUCGCUCCCAGCAACGAAAAUAGGCCGGACCCGGCAGCACGCCAGCACCAACAUCAACAACAGAUACAGCAGCAGAAGGCAACAGGACACGAUCGAGUUCUCAAGGAGUCCCAAGCAGGCAAUUCUACGACGACGACAAUGACAUCAACUCAGUCAAAAGAAGCAAACAAAUGGAGCCUUGCCAACUUUGACAUCGGCAGGCCCCUUGGCAAGGGCAAAUUUGGCAAUGUGUAUCUGGCCCGGGAGAAGAAAUCCAAAUUCAUCGUGGCUCUCAAGGUGCUCUUUAAAUCCCAACUUCAGAAGGCCAAGGUGGAGCAUCAGCUGAGACGAGAGAUUGAGAUCCAGUCACAUCUCAGACAUGACCACAUCCUGCGUCUAUACGGUUACUUUUACGACGACACCAGAGUCUAUCUGAUCUUAGAGUAUGCGGCGAGGGGUGAGUUGUACAAGGAGAUGCAGGCACAGAAGGCGGGCCACUUUGAUGAAGACCGGUCGGCCGUGUACAUCUACCAACUAGCCAAAGCACUGCUCUACUGCCACGAGAAGAAGGUCAUCCACAGAGAUAUCAAACCAGAAAACCUGCUGCUGGACCUGAAAGGAGACCUAAAGAUUGCCGACUUUGGGUGGUCUGUCCACGCUCCUUCAUCCAGACGAGCCACUCUGUGCGGCACCCUAGACUACCUGCCCCCAGAGAUGAUCGAAGGGAAGACCCACGACGAAAAGGUGGAUCUCUGGAGUCUAGGGGUGCUGUGCUACGAGUUUCUAGUCGGCAAACCACCAUUUGAGUCGCAAGGGAACACGGAGACCUACAGGAAGAUUACAAAGGUGGAAUUCACAUUUCCAAAACAUGUUUCUGAGGGAGCACGAGACCUGAUAUGCAAGCUUUUGAAGCACAACCCUUCCCAUCGUCUGUCUCUGGAGGGCGUGAUCGCCCACGCGUGGAUCCAAGAGAAGAUCAGCCAAAGGUCAUGACCUCCCCCAAGAUGCAGCUAAGCCCCAGUGAGCGGCCAUUGUACAUGAAUGUAGAUUUCAUUGGAUAGACCAAGGCAAUGUUCUGCAACAAUAGCGACAUAUUUUCCUGGUUCACGCACAGAGCUUAAGUGUGUGUUGACAUCAGCGCGUGAACCAGGGCAAAGUCAGAUGACAUGACACUUCGGUUCUCUAUAGAGACCACAUCACACUUCGGUUCUCUAUAGAUCACUUGCAUCUGAAUACGCAUGAGUACUUUCAUUUGUCACUGAAUUUGAAAUGACAAGACCUGUUCUCGGAGAGGGCGCUCCGUGCAAAGGGUCUAUACUCAGAUUAGGACAGUGUAAUCUGUCCACUGUGUUUCCCUAGAUGAAUGACGGCUUUCAAGUAUUCCUACUUUCAAGUAUUCCUACUUAAACUACUUUUUCCUAUUUUUUUUUUUUUUUAACUUGCUGCUACUUUUUUUCUCCUACUUUUUCCUAUUUCUAUGUCCCACGACCCCAAAAAAAUUAAUUCUUAUUGGAUAUUUUUUGUAACAGUGUUACACAUAUAUGUAAAUCACACAAUGAAGGGCUUGGGCGUAGGAGUACUGCAACUGUACUUCCAAGAGCUUAGUUGAGGACGGAGCACAAGUGUUGUGAGUACAGAACAUGCCAAAUGAGGCUUUGGACAUGGGCGAGUAUCAACGAAAACUACUCCUGAAAGUCUGCAAAAGUCCUUCUUUUAUCCUGAUUUUGUCCUCCAAAAUCCUAUUUAUUUUUUUCUUAAAUUUGAAAAUUGUUAUCUUACUGUGCUACUUUUUGACCCGAGUCUGCUUGAAAGCCUGCGAAUGGAUAGCCAUGUAGUUAUGGGUGCAGAAUAUUCAAUGGUAUCAACAUUUGAUUCAUCAGCAUGCACAUAAAGUUACAUGUUCAUGUGUAUAUUUGCAAGUGCCAGGUUUGCCGCUAUUGUUGUGCACAAAUGGCUCACAUUUACAUGUACAUUUAGCUGUUGCUGUACAAAGUCUGCAGAAAAAAAUGCAGGGAAAAAAUCAUGCGCUGCUUUGUGAGCCAAAGUUAGCACUACAAGAUGGCAACUUUGAAUUGAAAUGAAUAUUCACUGGGAAGAUGCAUCCUAGCAGAACUGAGUAGGAGCUUGGUCAACAGUAACUAUAUAUUUUGUUUCCAUCAAAUUUAAACCAGCAAUAAUCUCGUGGGCGAGUUGUACUUGUAUAUUGUUCGGAUGUAGCUUAUUUCAUUAUGGUGAAAGUGAAUUGUCUUAAAUGUCAGAAAUAUUGUACAUUUGAAGUAAGCAUGGACUGUUUAGUCCUGUUCCAAGUAUGCAGACUGAAACAAAAUAAAUGCUAUUUACAUUAAUUAAUCCACAUGUGCCUUGGUUAAUUGCAAUUAGCACUUUCACGUUAAGAUGCACCAUUUUGUUCCAGGAAAAAAAAAAAACGUUGCUAGAUGCGAGUGCAUAUUGGAAGUGCAAAAGAUUUCAAUUGACGUACAUACUCGGCAGGCAACACAUGGUGUUUUUUUUCCAUGAACAUGAUCAUGGCGCAUAUUACUGUGAAAGUGCUCAUUGGAAAUGACAGAGUGUGAAAUUACUUGUUAAAAAUUACAAAUCCUCUCUUUUUUUCUACAAUUUUUUAAAUACCUUUAGUAGAACAUCCAGUCUAUAGGACUAAUUAAUAAAUUAAAUGUGUGUCCAAGUAAUUUCAUUUUUAGUAAGUCAUGAUGGUGUUUGCACUGGAUGGUGAUUUUGUUCUUCACUCUUUUGACCGUUUUCACCGUAGUUAAGCUCAUUUACAAUGAUAAUUGUCUGAAGGAAAGCAAGCGAUAAUGUUUCUGACAUCUUUUACUCCAUUCCAAUUUAUUUCUUUUUCCAUACUUUACAACAUAUUUCGCUGAAAUGUUUACACAUACAUGUACCAAUGACUCUUGAAGCAGCACAAAAAUUUACCAAAUUGAUAUAAAAAUAAAGGGAAAAAACUGAACCCACUAGCUUUUCAAAUCAAGAAAAGUGGUAUUACUGAUGCAUAUUAUUUGAAUACUCAAAUAUUUCCCUUUUGAGACGGUAGGAUGUACCCAGGGACAGUGUAUGUAAUGUUGUGUAUCCAGUUUAUGAUAUCACUGACGACUAAAUUAUUUUAAGUGAAAAUUACGUUAGUAACAUCACGUCAAUUUUAAAUUAGUAUGUAUGUGUAAUUUUGUGUUGAAUAAAUAUUAAAUAGGUGUCCUUUAAAUUUCCUAAGCUAAAUGACUGCUGCAUUUUUUGGUUGGCCAUUGGGCCAAAAAACUUGGGAGUUACCCUAUUCUCUGAAUGAAAAAGAUGUGUAUACAUAUAGCUGUACAGUUUUCUUCAAAAUAACAAUAUGACUGGCACUGGUAGAGGACUGAAUAGGUUAUGGCACACAAACCAAAAUAUUCACAGCGUGUAAAUAAGAACCCUUAACCACAGACAUUGUAAAGAACAAGGGAUUAAACAUGAAUCCUUUUUUAAUAUCUCUUAGUUCAAAUCUGUCCAUAUUCAUUUAGUUUUUAAAUACAUUGUCUUUACAGCUCAUUGGUUACUUCCUAUAUUCUGAGCUUAAAAACACAAAACAAAGCAAAAACUGAUAGGUACUUUUAUUACUACGAUGUAAUUGAUAACUAAUUACAUGUAUACACACAAUUUCACGCUAUUUUGUACAUAUCAUGAUGUAAUAUUGUAUGGUAAUAAAGGUGCUUUGAGUUUUAACGAU